This is a messenger RNA of Bolinopsis microptera, 2803 nucleotides long. Its product is annotated as calpain-5-like. Bases 45 to 2003 code for a protein of 652 amino acids. NCBI's taxonomy places the organism in Eukaryota, Metazoa, Ctenophora, Tentaculata, Lobata, Bolinopsidae. The record is from RefSeq and is a predicted model, not a curated record. Gene Ontology annotation, cellular component: cytoplasm. The transcript is spliced from 17 exons. Gene Ontology annotation, biological process: proteolysis. Gene Ontology annotation, molecular function: calcium-dependent cysteine-type endopeptidase activity.
CAAAUCUAUUACAUUUAUUGAGUAUUAUGCAAUGGUGACGUAAAAUGUUUAACGAUUUCAAGGACUUCAGAUAUCAGAGUUUUAGGCAGCUUAAGAAUGAUUGUAUCAAAGCAGACAACCUUUUCAAUGAUGGAAUGUUUGGGGCUGACCAUUUGUGUCUCGAUAUCAAUGGAACUAUGCAAAACAGAAUACUUCAGUGGCUCCGGCCAAAGGAGAUAUACCCAGACCCACGACUAGGAGCAAGUGGACCAAGCAAGGGCAAGUUUAGUAGCCCUGCUGUCGUAGCCGCCAUCACUGCUGUUGGUACACGUGCUCCUGUUAAAGAGUUCAUUAUGCCUAAGGACCAAGAAUGGAACUCAGAAAAACCACAAUUAUAUCGGGGAAUAUUCCACUUUCAUUUCCACUACUUUGGUCAGUGGACGGAUGUUGUUAUCGAUGACAGACUACCAACUCAGAAACACAAGUUAGUGUACACAAAAUCGGAACAUGACAACGAAUUCUGGCCCUCUCUAGUUGAGAAGGCGUAUGCAAAGUUACACGGCGGUUACAACGUUAUUGAUAGGAUACCUGUAACGGAUAUUCUCAGUGAUCUUACAGGAGGUGUGAGUGAAGUGCUGGAUCUAAACAAGCUGAGUUCAGCUGACACCUCAGCUGCUGAUGAGUGGAUGGGGUUCUUCAACAUGGUGGAAGAGGCGCACGCUAGUAACACUAUCUUCAUCGCUACCAAAUCCACUGGUGUUGCUGUACAGGGACCGGACGGUGAGGAUCAAACAUUCUCAGAUAAUAACAUCCUCGAAAAUGGGCUCUACCCAAUAGCUGAGAGCAAGAAGGUGAACGUGGGUACCAUGUUUAACAGAGAAUACAUUUACCUGCUAAAGCUUGUUUCUCCAGUUGACGAGGUUUAUGAUGGGCCCUACUCUAAGGAUUCAGUGCAGAUGGCGAGUCUACCUGAAGCUGCAAAGAGAGAGUUGAAUACGACAAGUCCUCGACAGUUCUGGAUUGCUGUUAUCGACUUCUUUGAAGAGUUCUCACACUUGGUAGUUAACCACGUGAUUAACACGUCAUUCCUGGCUCUCAGUAAAACUUGGAGAAAGGAACAGUUCCGGAGCUGGUGGGGGGAUGGUAGGGCUGGUGGUUUUAAUGGCGACAAGGCGAUGUUUAUAAGAUGUAACCACCAAUACAUGAUGAGUAUAACAGACGACGAGGUAGUAGUUCUAAUAGAGUUAACUCAGAAGCCACAGUAUACCGGAGCUGUUAGCAGUGAUAAUCCGUUUGAUGAUGGUUCCAUGCCGGCUUUCAAGAAAAUAGGAUUCGCCAUCCUUGAGGUUGAAGCGAACAGAGAAUUCAGACUACAUCGUACUCACUACGAGUCGGCACAGACUAGUGACUUUCAGUGUGCGCGUAGUGUCAGUAUGCGAGUAAACCUACCUGCUGGAAAAUACUGUGUAAUACCCUGUACAUAUGAUUCAAAUACGUCUGGCGAGUUUGUCCUGAGAUUCUUCACAACCAAGGCUAUUGACAUCAGUCAAGUGAUAGAAGAAAUGCCUCAAAGACACUGGAUGUUAAAGUGUUUUCUGAAACCCUACCUAGCGGGGGCCUCCUUUACUAUCCGGGGUCUCAAGAUGAUUGAGGGUAUUCUUGAUAACCCAGAAGCAUUGGACUCUUUAUCGGAAAACGAGUUGUACGUUCAGAUGGAAUGCGAGAAAACUACCCACGUGACCACCCAAAAAAUGGGAGUCACGUGGAAUGAACAAUUUACCGUAUAUCUGGUAUCCCCCGUGACGGCCGCUCUUCAUGUUAAGGUGUUCAAAAAGAACAUGAUUGGAUCAACUCUGGUGGGAACGAGUUCCAUCCAACUACCAGAGUUAUUUGGCAGCGUCAAAACCAUUGAUGAUACGAGGGACAAGGAAUUCAACAUGCAAUUGAAAGAUAGGCACGGUCUCAACCUAGAGAUCCAUCUGAGGAUGAAAGCGAGCUUUUACACAGACCUAAUGGAGAUUUAAACUUCGCAACUUUUAGACUUAAAUAUAAAGUGGUAUUCCACAGGCAUUCAUGGUAUUCCUAACUCCUGGAAAUACUAAAGUUCCGUCUUCAGAGAAAGAAUGCGGAUCAGAAGAUGUGCUGAGAAACACAAUUUUAGCUCGGUAUAUUUUGAUGUUUACUAGCUAUUUGAUGUCUUGAUAAAUAGACACAUGUUAAUAGGAUUCUAAAAUUUUAUUAUGAUAACUUUUGUGUGGUUUGGCUUUAGAAUUUAGACUCUGUACAAUGUCAUCAAACAUCGAACAAUAUAAUACUUUAAAAAGUGGUUAACAUUUUAUCAGUUUUUGGCGAGAAUUUACUAAUUUUUUUGUUAUAACUAAUUUUUUGCUUUAUGGAUUGAGGAUAACAUUUCACAUUGGGGAGGGCUGUAUGAAUAUUAUUAUAUAAUUAUUUCAUCGGACAUAUCCUAGGAAAUAUAAACGGAAAAGUUUUACAAAUUGCUUUAAAAUUAAUGUGAGAGAAAGAAAAAGCAUUGAGAUUAAAUAAUCCGUGUUUCAAAUCAGAAUAUAAAAACAUGAAAAUUGCAGGAAGGCUUCACCAAGUCAGCAAAAUUCAAGUGGAAUGGAUAACCUGUAAAUAUUUUGUUAAUUUAGUAUUUGGUUACCUAUCUAAAUAAUUGAUGCACAAAUCUGGUUUAAAGUUCAUAUUCAAUAUUUAAUUGAUAAAUGGUGUUAAUUUUUUCUUAGAUUUAGAAAUUAAAUCUGAAUUGUGAUUUUCAACCGGAUUGAUCAUUGAUGCAUUCCUCAUAAUUCAACAUCGUUGG